AUGACAGACAUUGAGUCCCUAAUUUCCCAGAUUAGGGAUGCCGCCAAGACCGCCGACUUGUCACUUCGAUUCAAGCUCAGUAUGCAGCUUCAAAGUCUGGCACAUUCGAUUGCAACCCCAGAACAGAUUAUGCAGCAUUACGGCUAUAUUUUCACAGAGCAGUUAGUAGCUAGAAUUGCUGCUUAUCUUGAUAUUUUUACUAUUCUAGCUCAAAGCGAAGGGGCGCUGAAGGUGGGGGACAUUGCUGUCAAAACAGGCGCUGACCCUUUACUUCUUGGUCUGUAGACUCCAUUUUACUCCCAUAUCUUAUUACUUAUCCUAGCUAGAUCGAAUUCUACGACACCUUGCCGCAACUUACACGAUAAACGAAGUUGGGGAAUCGACUUUCGCGGCUAACGACGCUACUAAGCUGCUAGCUUCCCCGGUGGGUUGGGGAAAUCUGAUGUUUGGUUGCAACAUUCUUAACAAGGCCUUUCAAGAGCUACCGAAGUUGCUUAAAGAGAUCAAAACCAGAACCCUGACCAGACUACCGAUACCUUCUUCCACCGAGCCUAUGACACGAAGUUACCUUUCUUUAUAUUCUUACAGCAAGAUGCAGAAACGAUCCGGUACUUCCAGUAAUCUAUGGCUGCAUUCGAAAGCCCCAUAUCGUGGACAACAGUAG
Hymenoscyphus albidus is the source of this 664-nucleotide messenger RNA. Lineage: Eukaryota; Fungi; Ascomycota; Leotiomycetes; Helotiales; Helotiaceae. The record is from the annotation of a GenBank genome assembly.